Clunio marinus is the source of this 222-nucleotide messenger RNA. The record is from the annotation of a GenBank genome assembly. NCBI's taxonomy places the organism in Eukaryota, Metazoa, Arthropoda, Insecta, Diptera, Chironomidae.
AUGGGCAUGCUCCACAUGGGGAAGCUUCAAAUUAUGCCACAGCAUAAUUUUAAAGAUACUCCGGCCUAUAUCAAGAUUAGAUUAAAAUCAAGAUUAAUUUGGGGUCAAUUUGUAUGGCAGGUACCUGAAAUAUUGAAGGUACAGAAUAUUUGUCCAUUUUCUCAGAAUAUUUGUCCCCCGAUGAGAAACUUAUCUUCCCAAAAUAUUUUCAAGAUCGCUUGA